ACUUGAUUUUGCUAAAAAAGUGAAUAUUGACAUCGUGAUGUGUAGGGCUAGAGUAUCUACACAAAGGUUGCAAUCCACCUCUCAUCCAUAGGGAUGUGAAGGCAACCAACAUUCUAUUGAAUGCGAUGUUGGAGGCGAAGAUUGCUGAUUUCGGUUUGUCCAAGGCUUUUAAUCGCAACAAUGACACUCAUGUUUCCACAAACACACUUGCUGGCACACCUGGAUACGUUGAUCCAGAGUACUUAAUGACAAUGCAACCCACAACCAAGAGUGAUGUUUAUAGCUUCGGUGUUGUGUUGUUGGAGUUGGUCACAGGGAAGCCAGCCCUACUACGGGACCUAGAUAACACUAGCAUUAUCCAAUGGGUACAGCAGCACCUGGCACGAGGCAACAUCGAGGAUGUGGUGGAUGCACGCAUGCAUGGAGACCAUGACAUUAACAGUGUGUGGAAGGUUGUGGACAUCGCACUCAAGUGCACCAUGCAGGAGUCUAUACAUCGACCCACAAUGACUGGCGUGGUGGCAAUGUUGCAAGAGUGCAUUGAACUUGAAAAUAGACAUCUGAAAGACUACGCGGCCAAUAGUGAAAACCACAACUCAAGUUAUAAUACAUACGGUGUUGACCAAUCCACUAAUGUGAUCCAGAGUAAUGAUGCGUUUGAAGUUGGGCAUAACAUUGCAAGGGUCCCAACAAUGGCCACUGGUCCUGUUGCACGAUGAAGUUACUUUGUUUUCUUAUUUGUCCCAAAUGCCAAUUGUUUUUUACGGAUAUGUAUUGGCCUUACGUGUGCUACAUUGGCAAGAAAUAUAAAGUAUUUCCAUUAUAAAAAGUUGUGUUUACCAUGUUUUUGUCAUAUGGAGUUCUACAAGUUUCCUCGUGAAGUUAUUUUUAAGAGCAAGUGCAGAUUUAAGGCUUUUGAUUAUAACAUGUCCAAUUAAGAUGUUCGAGCAUUUAACAU
Molecule: messenger RNA, 958 nt
Organism: Oryza sativa Japonica Group (Japanese rice)
Lineage: Eukaryota; Viridiplantae; Streptophyta; Magnoliopsida; Poales; Poaceae
Source: RefSeq, a predicted model, not a curated record